This is a messenger RNA of Mobula hypostoma (lesser devil ray), 10554 nucleotides long. RefSeq names its product formin-binding protein 1 (gene fnbp1b). Gene Ontology annotation, biological process: signal transduction. The coding region runs from base 219 to 2153 and encodes 644 amino acids. Gene Ontology annotation, molecular function: protein binding. The transcript is spliced from 18 exons. NCBI's taxonomy places the organism in Eukaryota, Metazoa, Chordata, Chondrichthyes, Myliobatiformes, Myliobatidae. The record is from RefSeq and is a predicted model, not a curated record.
UCAGCCGUUGGCCAUAUUGUCAAACUGCUCUGUGGGGUGAGGAGCGGAGAACCAUGAAAGGGAAAUAAAUCGUGAGCCGAAUCCAGACAAAAGCCUCCUCUUACCGAGCGGAUUAUUCAGGCCACUUUUUUUUCUCUCUGUCAUUUGCCGGCGGUGGCGUCUUUGUGGUUUUCGCUUCAGUUAAUUUUUAUUUUUAAUUCUGGAAUAACCCGCCGACCAUGAGCUGGGGAACGGAACUGUGGGAUCAGUUUGACAACUUGGAUAAACAUAUGCAAUGGGGGAUUGAAUUUGUAGAGAGGUACAACAAGUUUGUGAAGGACAGAACAGACAUUGAGAUCAACUAUGCAAAGCAGCUUAGGAACCUUUCAAAGAAAUAUCAGCCAAAAAAGAAUUCCAGAGAAGAGGAGGAACAAAAAUUCACAUCCUGCCGAGCAUUUCAGACUCUUCUGAAUGAAAUGAAUGAUUAUGCAGGCCAGCAUGAAGUUAUUGCUGAGAACAUGAGCGGACUAAUAUUUGCAGAGCUGGCACGCUAUAUCCAGGAGCUCAAGCAAGAGAGGAAAAUGCAUUUCCAAGAAGGACGAAGGGCACAGCAGCACAUUGAAAGCUGUUGGAAGCAACUUGAAGCAAGCAAGCGAAGGUUUGAGAGAGAUUGCAAAGAAGCAGAGCGAGCUCAGCAACAUUUUGAGAAGAUGGAUGCUGAUCUGAACGUAACGAAGGCUGAUGUGGAAAAGGCUCGGCAGCAGGCCCUCACCCGACACCAGAUGGCAUCAGAUAGUAAGGGAGAGUAUCUCAGUACUCUUCAGAGCUUCAAUAAGGAACAGCAUGAACAUUAUUACACAAACAUACCAAAUAUAUUCCAGAAAAUUCAAGAUCUGGAUGAGAGAAGAAUAAUUAGAAUUGGAGAUUCAAUGAAGACCUUUUCUGAAGUUGACAGACAAGUCAUUCCUAUCAUUGGAAAAUGUCUUGAUGAAAUCACAAAAGCCGCUGAGUGUAUUGAUGAAAAAAAUGACACGCAGUUAGUGAUUGAGGCUUUCAAAUCUGGAUUUGAACAGCCUGGAGAUGUUGAAUUUGAAGAUUUCAGCCAGGCUAUGAAACGAACAGUUUCAGAAAGUAGCCUCUCCAAUAGCAGAUCUGAUGGCAAACAGGACAAGUGUGGCAAAUCCAAAGGCAAACUCUGGCCUUUCAUCAAGAAAAAUAAGCUUAUGUCCCUUUUGACAUCUCCUCAUCAGCCCCCCCCUCCUCCUCCUUCCUCUUCCACACCUUCUGCUGUUCCAAAUGGCCCUCAGUCUCCCAAGCAGCAAAAAGAGCCCCUCUCUCACCGCCUGAACGAAUUUAUGACCUCCAAACCUAAAAUCCACUGUUUCAGGAGCCUAAAGCGGGGGCCUCGGUCUUUCUAUUGUCACAAAGAACUGAUGAAGAGGACAUUAGGGAAACCUACUUAUGCAUAUGAGGCGAGGGAAUUUGUUCUUUCUCUCAAGCUGGGUUCAGGACCAGAAGACUUCAGUCAUCUGCCACCAGAACAACGGAGAAAGAAACUACAGCAGAAAAUUGAUGAGAUUAACAAAGAAAUCCAGAAAGAAUCUGAUCAAAGAGAUGCUUUAACAAAGAUGAAGGAUGUCUAUAUUAAGAAUCCUCAAAUGGGUGACCCCAACAGUGUGGAUCCCAGGCUGGCUGAAAUUGGGCAGACUAUUGAGAAAUUACGACAAGAGAGUCAGAAAUUUGAGGCAUGGCUUGCAGAGGUAGAAGGUCGCUUACCAGCUAAAGCUGAUCAAACACGGCGGCAGAGUGAAAUGUACGAGUUGCAGAGCAGUGCUGUCAACAACUGUGCACAAGACAGAGAGAGCAGCCCUGAUGGGAGUUAUACCGAAGAACAGAGCCAGGACCCUCAGUUAAAAGUUGCAGCCCAGAAUGAAUUUGAUGACGAGUUUGAUGAUGAAGAAGUACUGGCCUCAAUUGGCACGUGCAAGGCCAUGUAUGCUUUCGAAGGUCAGAAUGAAGGAACUAUAACAAUUGUGGAAGGAGAAAUGUUGAGUGUGAUUGAGGAAGAUAAAGGAGAUGGUUGGACAAGAGUUCGACGAAAUGAAGAUGAGGAAGGAUACGUUCCCACGUCUUAUGUGGAAGUCUAUCUCGACAAAAGUGUCAAAGGUACCUAAGGUGGUGUGCUGGUCCAUGAAUCACGGGGCGAGCUGGUAUGCAAGAACACGGUUCUUCUGCUUAACAAUAUUAAAAAUGGAAGACUAUAUAGAUUUUUUGCCUGGUUUAGUUUUUAAUAAACAAAAGCAAAACCAGAGAGAGAGAAAAAAUGAUAUGAUCAUAAGGUGCAAGUGCUUGAUAUUAUUUUAUGGCAUGCCAUCUAUUCUAAUUAACCUGGAUACUCUUUAAAUGAUGGGGAAAAAAAACAAUUUCCUGAUGCAUGCCACUGUUUAAAAUUUUGCCCAUCUAAAAAAAACCUGACAUAAAUUUUGAAAUCUACUUAACAGAAUACAUGUACUUCAUUACCACAGCCGUAACUGCCCAGGGUGUGGGCAGCUAUUGUUCAUGAGCUCAUUAAUAGAGCCAAGCUGAAGGUAUUUAAUGUUUGGGGGCAAACAGUAAAAUUAAACAAACUGACAACUCAAUUUCAUUUUCUUCUAUAUAACAACUUAAAGGAUCAUCUAGAGUUGCCACAAAUCUUUACAGUGUUCAUAGAAAUUAUUUCACCGAAAUACUAGUGCUGUCAAAAUUCUAAUUAUAUCAAUUCAUGCUUGCCUUGAGCGUUACUUUCUUACAUUACUCAUGAUUACUACACAUGCUCACAUUGGAAACCCUCGUAUUUAGUUACAAAAGGUGAAACUGCAUGGAGUGAUUGGAAGCUGUAAAAAUUAUAUAAUGAAACAUUAACUAAAAGGCAGUUAAUUUUCAUUCAUCCUCACCUCUACUGAGUUUGUGAAUAAGUUCAAUAUUUGAUUUUUUUUCUACCUCUUCUGAACUUCCAAACAUCUCCAGCCAAGGUAGCCUGGUAAAAUAGAGCACCUUCCUAAAGUUAUUUAAUAUGCAAAGAAGUUACCUGAGUCCCUAUUUACUUGUAAGCGUUUAGCCAAGUAGAAACACUGAACUGUUUUUUGUAACUGCUAUUUUUAGUGUGAAUUUGGUUGUUUUAAUUAAUUGUCAAAAUCUGCAGUAAUUGGGAUGACAGAAUUCAGUUAGCCAAGUGCAUUUAUGGUCAUGCGGUACAUGUAUCUGGUAUAUGGUAGAUUUCUUUGUUACCAUCACAUCAUCAUUAUCAUUUUGGUUGUAGCACUGCCCAACAUCGAACUUCAGUCCAUCUUUUCUAGUCUGCAUGCUCGCCCUGAUGCUCUACCUGUGCCCACCUUAAUUAAAGUCACUGCCUGUGACUUAGCACAUAUUUCUGCAUCGUUAUUUUGUUGGCUUUAUGAGGUAGAAUUGCUGGUCAUGUGACACUUUAUUUUCUUGCAUGUUCGCCUGUGUAUUUGUUGGAGUUUAUGCUGAACGGUAGCUGCUCUCCUUAAAGCUGCCUACAAACCACUGUCUGCUAAACUACCGGGGUUUCAGCUGUUUGUAAUAACUUCUCCACUGAAAAUCAGAGUGAAAAUGUGAAGAAAUGGUUUGCUAAAUAGUUUACAUUAACAGUGCAUAUAGAGCCAGGAAUGAGAGAUCCAGGGAAGCACCUUGCAUUUGAUUUGCAUUUCUGCGAGGAUUUCUAAAAAUUUUGCCCAUUGCUCGACCAAUCAUUUUUUAAACUAAGAAUUGCUGUUUUACUGGUUGUAAACUGCACCUUAAAGAGACAGCACUAAAUCCCUAGUUCCAUUAUUAUCCUAGACUAGAUCAAAACAAAGUUGAAUUGGUAAUAAAGGAUAUGGGAGAAAGAGCAGUGUGGUAUUAUUCCCUCUGAGGUCAAAUGGGCAACCCGCUUUCAAAUACGUGCCAGUUAUUUUCUGCAACUUAGCACCAAGAGCCAUACUAGCACUCUGUUUUCACCUCCAGUAGAGAUGUAUCUUUACUAAUUAUCAUCCUGUUGGUGAAUAUUUGAGAUUGGAAAUGCACAUACAGGAGGUUCAAUGUGUGUCUGGUUCUUUCUGGCAGGGCUGUAUUGAUUGAUAUUAAAAAUAUAUUUUUUUAAAAUCCUCACGUUGUGUGAAAGUAAUUGUUUGGCAAACAUUGUUUGGGUUAAAAUUAUUCAGACUUUUUUUAUAUUUAUAAUUCCUCUCAUUGAUGAUUGGAAUUACAAUGGGAAGCUGCUUUUAAGGUGCAGGUUUUACCAAAACACAUAAUUUAUUCUGUCAGGACCAAUUAUGAAGCAGAAAAAGCUCACAUAUAGUCCUAAGAGGUUACCCUCAUAUAUAAUCCUAAAUUAAUUAAAAAAUAGCUAACUACAUUUUCACAGUAGAGUGCAUUUUAAUAAAAUUCAGCUGAAACCCUGUGUUUUAUAUCAGUAUUAUAAAUACAACAGUUGCAAAAAAUGUAAAUACCUCAUUGAUUUCUUUAAAAGACAGGAGUCCUCCUUGGAUUUUCAUUACACAGACUUCUAUUUUACUCCUUCCAAGUGUGUAUUUUUUCUUUAGUUAAUCUACAAUCAUCAGGGUUUAUUGUUUCUUUGCAUUUGAUUGUAAUGCAUUUUUGAGGAACUUUUGUCUUGAUGCACCAAACUAGUGCAGCUGUGGUGUCUCAGUGUUCCAGAGGAUAGACUGUAGAGAUGUGUUCAGGAAUAUCCAGGAGAAGCUAGAAGUUUAGAGCACCCAGAUUUAUAGUUUACUGUCUCGUUAUCACAAGAAGGUAAAUAGAAUGUUAAAUUGAUUUUGGAUGGUUGGGUACAUUGUUUGAUAAUUUUUUUCAGAAUUUAGCUCUCUAAUUUUCUUUUCCAAUGGAAGAAUUUUUAUCCUGAGCUAAAAUAAUGCAGUUGCUUUUGAAAUUACCCUUUCAAAAUGUUUUGAAGGCCACUGCCCAUAGCCAAGCGUUAUCCAUAUCCUAUUGAACAAAGGUUGUGUAGAUAAGCCAUCUUGAGUAUUUCCUCAGAAUUUUUCCACCCUUUCCUAUGGACAAUAGAUUUGACCUUAUUAUAAUAGUGUAAGAGAAAUAGGAAUUGAGUGUAAAAUCCAGAGUCAACUGUUGGAUGGAACUAUUGAUUUGGGAGAAUGUGAGGUUCCUCGUUCAUUCUGUGAAUUAACUAACAUUUACCCAGGGAUCCCUAUCCUCCACAAUUCCCCUUUUUAUUUUUGUUUUAUGCACAGAUCAUAAUGGUGCAAUAUGUUGUUAACUCACCCCUUGGUUAUUAGAUUAUUGUUUUGUUUCCUUGUUAUCUACUGUAGAGAUUUGAUAAGUAUUUAGAUCUUAAUAGCAGUAAUUUUAUUAAGUCUUAUGUUCAGAAAAAUUGAUUGUCAUCAAUUAGGAAUAAAGAGUAUGGAAGUUGUGGAUUAUUUGGGAUGGAACAUCUCAGCAUGAUGGAGUUUGGCAGUAGAAGAAUGUUUUGAAAAAGAACAUAGUUUGAUUUCUGUAAAACUAAAUUGACCAAAUAAAAGUGACUGUUAGCUUCCCUGAUGUGGAUCCCAGGGAUGAUUUGUUUUGCUACUUGCUAGUUUGGCCUUGGCACUGGAAGAUGAAAGAUAACCUCGAACUGUUUGCACAUCCAGAAUGGGUCCAUAAUAUUCAUGUGUUAAAUGCAGAGAAUAAAGAAGGAACUGGAUAUAGUUGACAGUACCAACCAAACUGUUGAGUUGUAGUUUUACAGUAGUCAGAAAUGACAAAAAACUUACCCAAAGUCGACAGUGGUUGGGAUCAAAGGAGCAACAGUAAAUCCUAAUGAACUUACUGAAGAAACAAUGCACACGAAGGGACCAAAAAAAUCUAUCUGAACAUUCUUCUUUAUAUUGUGGUCACUCUUUGCAACUAUUGUUUUUUUAAAAGGUUGCAAUUGGUUUUUUUUUAUUUCUCUGUUUCUGGAGGAGCUCUGUCCUCUCCAUAUGCUGUGAUUUUUGCUUUUUGGUUUUGGCUUUGCCUAUCCCAGUCAAAUGCAAGGGUGCAUGUUCUGAUUUUAAUAAUCAUUUUUAAAUUAAUAUAUCAUUAAUUUAUUAACAAAAGUUCAAUUCAAGUGCCAUUGCUCAUGAGAUUUUUUUCUGUAGAUUUGUUUAUAGAGUUGAAAAUAAUUUUGCUAUUGUUCCUGGUGUAUUUGGGUGUUUUUUUAAAUGAGCUUUCCUGAAUCACCUGAGGGCUUUGCUUCAAGGUGAAAGUAACUGGGGAGGAAGCAUGUUUGCAGGAGCACAUCAGUUUUACACACUGUUCUGUUGGAAUGGAGUAAAGUGUUGGAUUUCCUUCAGACAUGCAGUGCUGUUACUUAUCAGAGAAAUAGAUUAAGUAAUUGUGUGAACCAAUUCAAAUUCACCAUUGAAAAUGAAACUGUCAUGCAGUCAUGGAAAUGGACCAGGCCUGACUAGGUAUUACACUGUUGGGCAGGAGAGCCAAAACUGAAAAGGAAGUAAAAGCCCAUUGUUUUAGCAUGUCUUUAAUUCACUUUGUAUAACUUUUUUUUGUUCAACAUAGACUCAUUUGACUGUUAUUUUUACCCUGCAAUCUACGGAUCUAUACUUGCCAGCUUUCCUAAGCAAAUAUUGUCCUAAUCUUAGCAGUGUUUGUACAUCACUGUUAAAGUCACUCUUUUAUAUAUUUCAAUUUUUUAAAAAUAACUAUACAAAUAACUAUACAUCUGCAAUUCAGAUAUAGUGCACAAUAAUGCUGCAUUAGAAAGUUUCAUAUAGACAUGCUUAAUUUUUAAGUAAAUUUUCACUCAGAGUUAGCUGCAAUGCAAUUUAGUUAUGGCACGGGUGAUGGUUCAGUGAAGAAGUCAGUCCUUAUUUUGCCUUAAUGACUGCAACUGUAUGAUUAAAGUUAUGCUUGUUAGUAAAAUUUGGCAUUUAGAAUGCUCACAGUUACAAGAUUUAUUUUUGAAUAUUUGUUUACAUUUUUAAGUUACUAUAGAUACUGUUAAUAAUGCUGAUACUCCACCUACCUGCUCUCUAACAGAGCCUGAAACCAUUUCCAUAAAGUGCAAAAAAUGAAAGCAUUCUGCAGUGAGUUUGGUCCAAUGCCGAUACAGUUAAUUUAGUAAAUUUCUUCAGUAAGUUUCUAAAAGCUGCACAUGCCCAACUUAUACGUUAGAAAAAUAUAGUCAGGUCAACUUCAGAUUGCCCUUUAGCAAUCCAAAGCUACUUGCUCUGUUUGCUUUUGCUAAGUUAAUUUGUUCUGCAUCUCCUGCAGUUUACUAUUACAAUGAUAAGCCAAUUGCGUGUUUUUGCUCUGCUGUUUCUACUACCCAUCAUCAGCCUAUUGAACUCUCUAUCCUCUCGUUUCUCAGCACUUUGCAUAAAAAGUGUUUUUAGUACAGAAUAUUUUCCUUUAACUGCCUUUAUAGAGAUAUGUCAUCCAAGGAUUAAAGAUGACUCAAAUCUCUUUAAUCGUCUUGUCUGUUUAAACUGUAUUGCACACUCUAUAUGAUAAACUCUGCUAGAUUAUUUUAUAGACUGUGGUUACUAAUGUAUUUAUUUGUAAUUAAUGCACAAAAUUGAGAACUUAUUAGCACUGUACAAUACAUAUCAUUUAUAGAGAUAUCUUAAUUGGUUUUGUUUCCUAUUUUAAGAAAGAUUUUUUUAUGUACAAUGUUUAAGUGUUCAUCUUUGAAUAGCAAUUUACUUGUUGACUUCUGAUAUCACUUUCUGUAUCAUGUUAUGUUAAUCUCCUUAAGACAGAAGUUGAGAGUGAGCUGCAAGAAGUCCAGUGCUAAUUCAGAAGCCUGUUUGUAACCACUCAAUUAAUUUAAAGUUCUCAGCUUAAGUGUAUUCAAAAAAAUAAAAUACUGUAAACAUUAAUACAUGCAUAAACAAGUAAGCAACCAGGCACAUUAUAACAUAAUUCAGUGCAUAACUAAAUACAGUUAUCUGGCUUGAUCAAAUGAUGCACCAGAAAAGGACAUAAAACGUUCCAUUCCAAAAUAAUUAACCCCACCCACACUCCCUGAUUAUGGAUCUUAAGAUACAAAAACUCAGGAAAGAUGGCAAGUAUUGAGAAUUGAAUCAAAUGGCUGUCAGCUCAUGUUUAUAGAGAAACUGCUUUUCACAAGCUGCCACAAACUGGUCUUUUUUUUAUAAUGCACUAUAAAACAGGCAGUUAUCCAGUCUCCUUUCUUUGUUCUGGAGGUAUUUGAAAUCAUAAUUUUCCAUUUAAGGAGGAUUAUUAUGGUUAACUGAUAAUGAGUGAGAGGGAUUUCAUAACAUAAAUUUCUAUGGACUGUGCGGUAUUGUAAAUCAAAUUUUCCUUGUAAUAUUCUUAAACUGUAAUGGUAUGUGAGGAGCCUAUGAAGUAGAAUGUUAUAGAUAUGACUGCUUUGACUUUGCUGAUGAGUUCAAGGAGCUGGCAUCAGAAGCCAGGUUGUUCUGCUCCGUCACAGCAGCAGCAGGGCAACAUCAUGAAUCAUUUUGCUUUUGCCUUCAAAAUCUUGUAUGCCAUAUAAAAUGAGCCAGAAAUAGGAAUGUUACAAUUAGCAUCUUAUUGACUUUUAUUCCCUCUCAUUGUUUGAAUAUUUUGGAGCAAAGUGGUAACACUUUUUUUAAAUGAAAAAAAGCCAUCCAGAAAAAGUUGUUUCUGUUAUUGUUAAUUGAAGAUUACAAAUGUUGUUUGUUGGUUAGACAUAAAAAUUGUAUUUGCUGUUUUUAUAUAGUGUAACUUUCUUCUUUGUCACCUUUGACCUCCAGAAAUACUAUCCUGAUUUUUUUAAUUUUAUAUACAAUUAUAUCUACAAAAAUAUUAUAAUUGUGCACUUUUGUUAUGCCUUGUUUCUGAGCACUGAGUUAUUUUUGUUUUUAGAAGAUUAUUUUACCCUGUAAAAUGUGCCAAUAUGGAAGUUCCAGUUUAUGCAAUUUAAUGCUGUGCUGUUUUAGUGAAUAUUGUCAAAGCUCACUCCCCAACUUACCCUAUACCGAACCCACAUGUAGAACUAUAUUAUAGGAAUCAAUUUAAAAAGUGAUACACAAAUGUUGGAAAUCUGAAAUAAGAGCAGAAGAUGCUGAUUUAUUUCUGAAUGAGACAGAUGGACAAAUUUUUCAGCAAAACUGGCUGUCCUUUGAUAAUGUGAUUUUUUUUCAGGAAAACUCAUUACAGAUAUUCCUCAAGCCUGACGAAGGAAAUAAAGUAAGAUAAAACUGGGAUAGGUGUGUGAAGUGGAAUUAUUUGUACACAGUCCAAAUUUAACUUGAACUGAGCAUUUGCUUACAGUAAUUUUAUUUCUUUUCUGAGGAAAAGAGACUUGUAUAAUGUUUUACCAUGCCCAGUUUGAAAUUCAUUCACAUGGCCUAAGGGUUAAAUGCAUGCAAUGUGGAGUUGUGAGGGCAGAUGUCUUUUUGUCUCAUUGUAUAAAUUUAACAUGUUUUUAUAUUACUGAGCUGAGGGGGAGAAACACCCUGUUUAAAAGGGCCAUAAACAGGGGAUGCUAAUGUCAUUGAACUUCACUGCCUAGGUACAGAAUGAGUAACAGUGUGAGUAAAGCAUGGUAACAUUCCAAAUACAAUGGAGCACCUGUAAACAUGAAUUUUAUUUUAAUAAAAUUGCAUUGAGAAAAAUUACAUUAUAUUUUUUAAGAUAAGCAAAUUGGUAAAGAAAAAAAUAUUGAAAGGAUUUCAAAAUCUAUGCCAACUCUGGAUGGAUAUCGACAGGACUCCAGAUUCUCACUGGAAUUCUUAAGAAACCAGAUUUGUCGUGAUUCCUGGAGGUGAAUGAGGAGCUAGUGUGCCAACUUCAGAGACUUCAGCCUAUUAAUAGGAAAGAACUAAAAAAAUGUUUAUAAGGAUGGGGCCAGUAUACUAAUAAAACAUUUGUAGAUAUAUAUUUUUUGCAUAAAAUACUGUAUUUGAAAUGUUAACAGUUUUAUAAAACACUGUCUCUCUGUUGUCACCCGACCGCUUCUAAAAUAAGCAUCUAGAAAUUUCUAAGUGUCAGUUUGAUAAUUAGUCUUUAAAACAACAGCAUAAGUUGUUAUUUUUCCUGAAAAUCUCUGCAUUUUAAGAUCAUAAGAUGUUAAUGUUUGUCCUCAUCAACAAAGAAAUCGUGGGAACCAAAGUCAUUAUGUGAGUGUCAUCAUCUGACUUUGGACUUGGUAAUGAGUGGCAGCCUCUGAACUUGUGACUACAGAUAUUAUGAAUGAAAUUUAUGAGUUUAUUUUAAAAAUCUUAUCAAUGCUGCUAGUGAGCAACAUGAGCAUAUGGAACAAGACCAAAGUGACAAUGGAAGACCAGAGUGCUUAUCAGCAUCUCGAAAGUCGGAACAAAACUGAAUUAUAAAGCAUCAGCAAUCCUUCACGGGAGGAAAUACGAAAUAUAAAGAAGUAGAUAUUUCAUUCUGUGAUAGCAGAAAGCUUGCAUUCAGCUUGUGAUUUAACAAAAUGUUCUUUUGUUAUCCGUUGAGUUUGCCAAAUGUGAAAUCAGCGUCUUUAAUUUCCCUUUCUAAAGGUUUAAAUGAAUAAAUCCUGGCUUGAAAUAAAGUGAAAGUUUAAUUAAACAGCUUAUUUGAACAUGU